CACGGCAGCGCUGCGAGCUGAGAAGGCAGCAUGGCGGGGCUCCGGGAUCUUCAACAAGCCAGCCGCUGUCACAGGAAAACAUGGAUUAAUAUCCUACUGGGGAUACUACAACUUCUUUUACCUUGCGUGCAGAACGGAGGGGCUCAGCUGCAAGCCCUGAGUCAAAUGCCCACCAGCGUGGUCGAGGUCUGGCAACCAGAGGAUGCAGACCCACUAGUUCCAGUCCAGGUGGACGAAGAGCAAAGAAAAGAUGGUCUUCCAUUAGAGGAAAGCUCUUCUCAGUAUGCCCGGGAGAGUGGAAGGCCCCUCCAUUUCCAGCCCCCAAUUCUGGAGUUUGGAACGCAGCCACUGGGGCUGCCAAGAGCUGAAACCAUAUAUAUACACAACCCCAGCCAGGAACUCCCUGUGACACUGCUGUCAAUGUUUACAUCAAGCAGGCAUUUUCACAUGCCUUCCUUCCACAGAAGGGUGAUUCCACCACGAGGGAAGGCCUCUUUUAAAGUCAUUUUCCUCCCUUUCGAGGAGGGCAAUGUAGAAAACUCAUUAUUUAUAAACACAUCGGCCCAUGGGUUGUUGUCAUACCAGGUAUUUGGUGUUGGAGUCCACCGCGGCUCAUUAAAGUCUGUCCAAAAAAAGGAUGGUCUGCUUGUAUUCCCUCAUAUCCAGAGUAUUAAGCUAACCCAAACUCAGGAAGAUGCUUCUAACAUCACUAUAUUAGGUCUAGUCCUGGAGUGCAGCCUACCCAAGAGUUUGUUUAGCAGUCCUCAGGGUUCCUGUCUCCAGAGCGAGGAGCGGCUCACUCUGCAGAUUAAUCUGUCGGAGCGCAGCGAGCGGCCUGCUGACCUGGACAAGCUCAAGCCUUACAUCACUGAGCACAUCCUUGUAGUGCUAAUGGCUCCAGCCCCUGGACGGGCCACAUUAGGGGAGCCAAAGAUAGGAGUUUACAUGUUGAAUUCCAGAGGCAAAAAACUCUAUAUAAAGGAUAUGCAGGUACUAUCCAAAGUCGACGCUAGUCUGGAAUUCAGUCAGGUCCUUCUGAGGCCUGAAGCAAAAAACUUGACGCAGGUGGCUACCUUAGCCUGCAGAGGUUCAUUGCUUGGCCAGGGUAGGAGAUGCUCCAGUCAUAUCAGUAUGCAGAUCCUGGGAAACCUCACAGCCAACACUUUCCCUGAACUACAUCUUGUACACAAAGGGCUAUGGUGGGACCUGUCCAGCCUGUUCCAGGUGAGACAGAAGCAAGGAAGCACAGACAAAGCAGACCUUUGGCUGACCAACCCCUACCAUUUGCCUGUCAUUGUCACUAACGCCAGCCUGACACAGAAGUCAAAGGGAGUACUGAAGGUGGUGAACUUUAGCAGUCCAGUGACUGUUCCCCAGGGUUGCUGGCAUAUCCUGACCCUGCAGCUGCUCAACAGAGCCUUGCCCAUCAAACUGCUCUCCAUCCUCAGUCUGGACACCAGUCUUGGCACAACCCUAAACAUCCCCCUUCACUUGCACUCCAUCCUUCCCAAGGGGGAAGUGGUAUUUGAGGCCGAGGGAGUGUGUGGACGACCCUGCCCACUCAAAUUGUCUGAGGAAGGUCAUGCCCAAUGGCAGCGUUCUCUCCUCCCAGAUUUGUUCUCCUCCUCAUGGGUAACAGAUAAGAGACUAGCUGCUGAGCUCAGCUCACGAUGGGACAGCCACAAAGACCAACUGCCGUGCAGAUUGCCCAGACUUCUUGUGGAGACGGCAUCUCCCCUCGACUUUGGUGCUACACCUGUUAAUGAGAGCAAGGUAAAGCACUUCUCUCUGAAGAACCCUUCCACCUCUGUGGUUUCUGUGGAGAUCCGGGCCCUCUCCUUGUAUCCUACUGCACUGGAUGCUUUGGACCUCCUGACCAAAUGGUUUAAUAUCAGCCCUCUCUCCGUCAACAUCAGCACUACAGAGUUCACUCUGCUGGCUGCUGUCCCCAAGGCUGGAGAGAAUGUGGAGGUUGAUAGAGGACAAGGUGUUCUGCGCCUGCUGCUACAGCCUUGGGAGACCAGAGAGGUUGCUGUGGUCUUCACCCCCUCAGACCACAAACCCACCACUACCAUCCUCAUCAUCAGGAACAACCUGACUGUCUUUGACAUGGUGACUGUGCGGGGCCAUGGAGCCAAGGAACUACUUAGAGUGGGGGGCAAGCUCCCUGGCCCAGCAGCCUCUCUGCGCUUCAAUGUCCCUCAGGCUACUCUAAUGGAGUGUCGGGAUGGCCUACGAUCCAGCAAGCCACUGUUUGCUAUCCGAAAGAGUUUCAAGGUGGAGAAUGCGGGAGAGCUCCCGUUGACUGUCAUGUCAAUGAAUAUUAAUGGCUAUAAGUGUCAGGGCUUUGGCUUUGAGGUGCUGCAGUGUCGCCCCUUCAGCCUGGAUCACAACUCUUCCUCUGAGAUCACCAUUGCGUUUACCCCAGACUUCACUUCAUCCUGGGUAAUCCGGGACCUCACACUGGUGACUUCUCGUGGCUCCUCUUUCCCUUUCACCCUUAACGUAACACUGCCCCACCACAUGCUGCCCCUCUGUGCCCAGGUGGUGCCAGGCCCCAGCUGGGAGGAGACCUUCUGGGUGGCCACCCUCAUCUUCACCUGCUUCUCCUUGUUUGGUGUGUGUCUCAUGGCUUGCCACCAGGCCCAGUAUAUCCUCAAUGAGUUCUCCACCCCCAGCAUUAGGAGCAACCACAACUCUGUCCUGUCUCGAGACAAUGGCCCCGUCAACAACAUCACACCCAAUGGAGUUAGUAAACCGAAGGGCAGCUGUAAGAGCUAUGUGGACACCUUUCACACCACUGACAAAGGUAAAGGACGGGGCUCCCCAGCCUUAGCCAGCAACUCCACACCGCGCCCUCAGUCUUCCAAGAAAGGCCCCUCCAGUACCCCCUCCCAGCCACAGAAGAAGCACAGGGUUUCCCUGUACUAUACCAAAUACAAGUCCCACCCCUCUGUAGCAGCAACUGGUAUGAUGAUGACAGAGGAGGAACGUGAGGAGGUUACCCCCGAUCCUCCUUCCACUCCAGACCCAGAAAUCUGCAACAACAACAACAACGAGCCAGCUAUCAUCAGUCAGCAGGAUAAAAAGACAACAACGCACUUUAGGGAAGACCCCCAGAGAACCAUAGAGGAUAAGCAGCCAGCGGAAGUUAUGUUUCCCAUGGAAACACCUGCUGGUUUCCCAGACCAUGUCACUGUGGGUCCAGGACCCAGGGAAGGUCUGCCAUUAUGCAGCCCUGUAGAGCUUAACUUUACUGAGGGCUACAUCGAGAAGAGAGACUCAGAAAAAAGGAACAGUUCUGAACUAGAAGCCAGCGAAGACAUCAUAACACAGAAAAAGAAAGCGGAGAACACAGAAGCUGGCAUUCCAUUGGUGAAUAAUAAGGGAAGGAAGAACCGCAGGAAAUCUGCAGAAGUGGUAUCUUGUGCUCCUGAGCCCAGUGUGCUUGAGAUGCCUGAGAGGGAGAAAGAGCCUGAUCGGAGAGCAGGGGAACGCAACAUUAACGGUACCCGCACCAGGAACCGCUGCUCCAAUGGGAAAUCUGAAGCACCAAAAACAGGGCAAACUAUAGACAGCCCACUCAAACAGAAUGGUGUGUGUUUGGCCCAGGGUCGGCCCCGGCGAAAGUGUACUGCAGAGCGCCGUGGAGGCAGAGUGUGCGAGUCUGGUUCAGACUCGGGCAGCUCAUCAGGCAGUGUGAGGGCAAGCCGAGGGAGCUGGGGCAGCUGGAGCAGCACCAGCAGUGCGGAGGGUGACAAGGACCCAAGCGCCCGCACGCACCACAGUACUACCUCCUCUAGGAAAAGGGACUCCAUGCAGUACAAUGUCUACCCAGUAGAGAGAGACUGCUACCUGACAAUGAAUACUAACUACAAGGCUCAGAGCAUGAACAGCUUGUAUAGCAAAGACCACUGUCAAAACCCAGAUCCUCCAGUGCCCAGCUUUGCAUCAGUUACUGCUGGAGUGGACAGGAACAUGGACCUGGCAUGUCAAUACCUGCCUGAGGAGACGUGGUCAGCUCCUUCAGUCCCCCUCACCAAUGAGUUCCGGUACAACACCGCUGAUGCUCUGCCCUACUUACCUCAGCCUGCAACGCACAGGCCAUACAAUGGCUUCCUUUGGAAUAGUGCCAACAGCCAAUGCAAUGGUCCCUACACCUAUUCUGAGCAGGGGAACUACAUGACAGGUAAUGGCAACUUCCAGUGUAAUUUCCCAUGCCAGAAUAACCAGAAUGCUUACAGCCACCAGACCAGCUGGAGUGAGGAGAGUCCUCAAGAAACACCCUCUUCCUGGGACACAGCCGCCUGUGUGGGCAGCAAGCCAUACUUCCCUGGUACCCGCAGCCUGUCUCCCAUGUCCAGCCUUUUUGGUUCCAUCUGGACCCCCCAGAGCCAUUUCCAAGCCGAACGGUCGGCCCCGGUGUCCCCGGUGUCCCCCGUCGCACCGCCACACGCCCCCUUCAAUCGAGAGCCAGGGGGCUCCUGCAGACCUAUCCAGUACUCCAGCUUCAAUCCUUUUGGCCCCCACAUGAACCUGGACAUAUGGAACUCUUCCUCCAACCGAAGCUCUAACUCGCAGCUAUCCAACGACUCCGGCUUUUGUGGGGAUGUUUAAAAACACGACCUUCACAGAGAUUGCAAACAUAUAAAGCAAUGCUAAAUAAACGAAAGGAAGCAAAAUGAAUGUGCUUUUAUCAGUAAUGGGGCGAAAAUGUGAAUAUGCCUUUUCUUUUAUGUUCCCUUAUUUUCAAAUGUUAAAUGUUGUGAAAGGUUAUGCAUUUGUUGUAUAUUUUUCUAGCUGUUUUGCAGUUUUGAUCAAAGAAAAAUAAAAAAAAGGUUUUGUA
Molecule: messenger RNA, 4846 nt
Organism: Lampris incognitus (smalleye Pacific opah)
Lineage: Eukaryota; Metazoa; Chordata; Actinopteri; Lampriformes; Lampridae
Gene: tmem131l
Product: transmembrane 131 like
Exons: 34
Coding region: 31-4617 (1528 amino acids)
Cellular component (GO): membrane
Source: RefSeq, a predicted model, not a curated record